Messenger RNA from Calidris pugnax (ruff), 3245 nucleotides. It is a transcript of the gene PRKN, whose product is annotated as parkin RBR E3 ubiquitin protein ligase. Lineage: Eukaryota; Metazoa; Chordata; Aves; Charadriiformes; Scolopacidae. The transcript is spliced from 14 exons. Gene Ontology annotation, cellular component: cytosol; cytoplasm; endoplasmic reticulum. Gene Ontology annotation, molecular function: ubiquitin protein ligase activity; ubiquitin conjugating enzyme binding; zinc ion binding. Gene Ontology annotation, biological process: protein polyubiquitination; regulation of apoptotic process; negative regulation of protein phosphorylation. Bases 1 to 2112 code for a protein of 703 amino acids. The record is from RefSeq and is a predicted model, not a curated record.
AUGGCAUUUGAUGGGGACCAUGCUCUGUCAGGCCUAGGUGGACGUUGCAAUGCCAGUGGGACGACUUCUGGGAAUACCAAACCCUGUUUGGCAGCUGCUGACACCAAGGUCUUCGCCACUUUGGAGCUGCAGCAGGCUGCCUGGAGCCGGGGGUGUGAAAGCCGGGCUGUUGGGCCAGACCAGGGAUCCCCUCUCGGACUCCCACACAGAGAUGGAGCACCCAGCAGGGCCCGAGAGUCCGGGUUUAACCAUAUUUGUGUCAGUGAGAUGGUGGGAGGAGGACAAGGCUGGCCAUGCUGGCGCUGGCAGGGCAGAGUGCCCCUCACCCAGCCCUGCCCGCUCACUGCCACCUGGGCCAAAUCACGUCUUGAUGAAGGAACAGGAGCUUGGCUCCCACCGGCAGGUCUCUUCCUUGCACACACACACCCCUGUGUGAUUUUGGAGCCUGUUUUGAGACUCUCAGGUUUGCCGUGGCUGAAGAAAAGUUACAUUUCCGCUUACCAGUGCUCUGCCUUUCCCAGGAGUGGCGAGAGCUGGGUGGUGCCACCAUGGCACCGGGACGGCCGGAGCUGGGGCCUGGCAGGGCAGUGUCUGCGCCUGUGUUCUUGUAGUCAUUCCGCUGACCGUGGGCUCAAUGAGCACAUCCAGGCUCCUUAUGAAAAACAGCUCUGCCAGCUGAAUGGCAGGAAGCUUAUGAGUUUAUUUGCCAGACUUCUCUGGACGUUGUUUGUCAGGUUCAACUCCAGCCAUGGCUUCCCGGUGGAGGUUGGUUCGGACGCCAGCAUCCUCCAGCUGAAGGAGGCGGUUGCCCAGCGACAGGGAGUUCCAGCUGACCAGCUGCGGGUGAUUUUCGCAGGGAGGGAGCUCAGCAAUGACUUGACACUGCAGAGUUGUGACCUGGGCCAGCAGAGUAUCGUUCAUAUUGUUCAGAGUCCACAGAAGAGCAGUCAGAACAAAGAUGAGACAGAAGAUAACCAUGCUGGAGGUAUUCUAAAGACCUUGGAAAGAGAACCUGAAAGUCUAACUCGUGUAGAUCUCAGCACCAGCAUCCUCCCGUCACUCUCUGCAGGGCUGGCUGUUAUUCUGGAUACUACAAAAAACAGCAUUUCUCUUCCCUCUGAAAAAUCAGGUGCAGCUACCUACAACAGUUUUUAUGUUUUUUGCAAAAAUUUCUGCCAAGCUGUGAAACCUGGGAAACUGAGGGUCCGCUGCAUUGAGUGUAAACAAGGAACACUGACAUUGGCACGGGGCCCAUCUUGCUGGGACGAUGUGCUGAUUCCUAACAGAAUAAGAGGGGUUUGCCAGUCCCCAGGGUGCAACGGGAGCAUAGCGGAGUUUUACUUUAAAUGUGGAGCACACCCAACCACUGACAGUGAAACAUCUGUGGCUUUGAACCUCGUUACAGCAAACAGUCGCUCUAUCACGUGUAUAACAUGCACAGAUACCAGGAGCCCUGUGCUUGUGUUCCAGUGUGUGCACCGUCACGUCAUUUGCCUCGACUGUUUCCACUUGUACUGUGUGACUAUGCUGAAUGACCGUCAGUUCAUCCAUGACCCGGAGCUGGGCUAUUCCCUCCCUUGCGUAGCUGGCUGUCCAGACUCCUUGAUUAAAGAGCUUCAUCACUUCAGGAUUCUGGGAGAAGAACAGUACAACCGGUACCAGCGCUAUGGGGCCGAGGAGUGCGUGCUGCAGAUGGGAGGAGUCCUGUGUCCAACUCCCGGCUGUGGAGCGGGUUUGCUGCCUGAACCAGGAGUGAGGAAAAUUGUGUGUGAACCAGGCAACGGAAUAGGCUGUGGGUUUGUGUUCUGCCGUGAAUGUAAAGAAGAAUACCAUGAAGGGGAAUGCAGCUCUCUCCUCAGCACGCAGGGAGCCACGGCCCAGAAGGGAUACGUAGUUGAUGAACAUGCAGCCAUGCAAGCUCGAUGGGAAGAGGCAUCUAGAGAAACAAUCAAGAAGACAACCAAGCCAUGCCCCAACUGCAAUAUUCCAGUAGAAAAAAAUGGUGGCUGCAUGCACAUGAAAUGUCCUCGCCCUCAGUGCAGAUUUGAGUGGUGCUGGAACUGUGGCCUGGAGUGGAACAGAACCUGCAUGGGAGAUCACUGGUUUGAAUAGUGGGCUGAGGCCAGCCCAUGUUGCUGCUAAAGCUUGUUUUCAUCAGCCUCAAAUUCUGAACUCCUUGCUUAAACAAAACUCCCAGUGGUUUCAGGGACAUGGAGUUCAGAAGAUGGCCCAGUUUGUUGGUUUUUGCUUUCUUGCAUAUGCAAUCAUACCAAAAUCACACUGAAGUUAUGCCCAGGGGUAUAAAGUAAGUAAAGAAAGUAAUUGUAUUAAUAGACAGACCUGCUCAUUGUGGUACAAAGCAGGGUAAAUGACACCUUGUGCGGUCUGUCAGCACUGAGAGCAGACAGGGUUAUCAAGAGGAACUUAGACUUUUCUAGUGAGGAAUGAAUAACUGCACAAGAGAGCGCAGCCUGCCUCUGUGUGUGUGAGUGCCUGAGCGUGAAGGGGGUGGAGGACGUUCCCUGCAUCAGCUGUUUUUCCUUUGACCACUCCUUUGCUCAUUCAGCACAAUUUUUGAUUUUGAGGCAGUAUUUCUUAACAGCUUUCUUGGCAGAGGGAAGACUGUGGCUCUUCAGUGUUUUCUCAGGGCUCCUUCCUAACAGGCUUUCUGUGUGGGUCUUGCUUCCAAACCAAAUUCUCACAGAAACACCCAGCUUUCUGCCACAUUUAUGCUUGUGUAUUUGUAACAUAUGACACGAAACCUGCCUACGUGCUCAUUAUAGGCUUUACCAUUGGAAGAUUAGCUGGGGAUGCAGUUUCAGCUCUAGCGUGACUGUUGUUGCAGUGGUGACUGGAUCCAAUUAAGUGUUGUGCAAGCUCAACUCACAGGACGUCAUUUCUCUUGUGCUUACAGCAAUACUUUGGACAUGGCAAAGGGAGGCAGGAGAAGACUUCUCAAGGGUUUUCUCUAUCAUCAUUCUCCUAAAUGGAAUUAGAAUAUGGAUACAUUUCUGACAACUCAAACAGUGUAGGGCAGAGGGACAUCUUUCAUUUUUCAAUGUUAACACAGUAAGUAAAGCUCACUAGCAUUCCCAAGCUUGAACAAUCUUACUUUUUGGCGUGCUUUACAUUGCUGUUUUAUUCUGAAAUGAAAUGGGUACUGUCCACAAUCAAUACGCCAUGUAAGGAUUUGCACAAUUCAGUUUUGGAAAAAAAACGCACAAUAAAUACAAUUAUCAAAAUUU